AUGUCGGUCUUAGAAGCUGUACUACAAACCCUGAAAACCCUAAGGUUUGAUAACUCAACGGCAUCUUCGAAUACUUCAGAUGCGGAAUAUGAGAACUUGGAAGCAUCUGAAAAACUUAGAGUAUUUCACACUUUACCCACACUAGCCAGUAGUCUGGGUCCGGUGGAUACACGUGAAAAACUAAUACCUACAAUCUCAGACGUUGUCUCCAACGCUAUUGAUGCUGGCGAUGACGAAAUUCUCAUGGUUAUAGCUCAAAAGCUGGGUUCUUUUGGUGAUCUAGUUGGUGGUGCUGAACAUAUACCUUUAAUUGUGCCCAUCCUGGCAAAUAUCAUAUAUUCCAUCGAGGAAGUUGUUGUAGCCGAAGCUGCUUGUACUUCUUUGAUAGCACUCCUUCCAAAGCUUCCAAAUGAUGUUGUGGAUAGCACGUUCGCCCCGAUAAUCCGUCACAUUAUUGAAGAGGAUCUUUAUUGUGCUUCAAGAAAAGUGGUUACAAAACUCAUUAUUGCGUGUUAUCCAAUGGUCUCAGCACGAAAUCAAGUGGAUUUUAAGUACCGACUUUUCCAUUUGGCUGAUAGUGAAGAUGAAGUCCCUUUAGUUCGUGCUGCUGCUGUUCAACAACUUGUUCCCCUUGCAAAACUUUUCGGUCCAGAAUUAAAAUCAGAACUAGGUCUGCUACUUGCAAGUUUAGUUUCUGAUAAUCAACGUGUUGUUCGAGCGGCCUGUUUACCACCUUUAGUAGAAUUGGGACGUAUGAUUACAGAUGCAGCAGAGUUCGACUCAACUGUUAGACCAUGUAUUGAUAAACUUGCCGGGGAUCCUAGCAGAGAUGUUAGGCGAGCGAUGGCAUCAGUUAUCACGAAUCUUCAAACUUUAGUUUGUAAUCAUGGCGGAGCUAGUCGAUCAUUGCAUCAAACUAUGUUAAAUCUUCUAGAAGAUAACGAAGUAGAGACACGUAGAAUUAGUGCUGGUCAACUGAAAGAUUUUUGUCUUGCAAGCCCCAAAGAUAUUCUUGUUACCGUUUUGCUACCGCGCUUACGUGAACAUUUAUCCAUGGAACGUGAAGAACGAGUUCGUUCUGAACUAGUUCGAUGUGCUGUUGGUUUAUUACCAUCUAUUCGUCGAGAAGAUUGUCUGCCUUUAGUACAGCAUAUUUUAGGGUUUUUAAAUGAUACAAGUUCACAGUCCAAACAAUAUGUGUUCGAGCAUUUUUCUGAAUUAGUAGCUUUAAUGCCUGCUAACGAGAUUCAGUUGACUUUAUUACCAAGUCUUCUUCGUCUUUGGCAAGAUAAAAAUUGGCGUGUUCGUCUUGGUGUUGUUCAGUCAGUACCUUGUUUAUAUGAUAAGUUGCCGGAAAACUGUUUACAGGAAACUGUUUUACCCGCAAAUCUUGCAUGGUUACGAGAUCCAGCUUGGUGUGUUCGUGAAUGUGCUUGUCGUAGUCUUGCUCGUUUGUUGGUAGCAUGUCCAGGAGCUUGCAAAAAAGCAUUCAGUGGAGUAGGAUCUAAAACGAGUACAAGUUCUGGUUCAGGUAGUGUAACUUCUAAUCCAAACAGUGCUUCAUCUAAUGUAACUAAUCCAACUAGUGGAACAAAUGCAUCAAAUACUUCCACUGGUAAUCUUCCUAGUUCAACAAAUGCUCAAGUGUUAGAUCAAGCAAAUACUUCCGGUCUUUCUACCCUAUCUUCAACUACAUCAAAUACUUCUGCUGUUAAUCCAGCGAAUGCUUUAACUACACAAGCUGCUGCAGGCGGUUUAAAAGCUCUUGCGGUAGACACAAAUUAUCAUCUUCGUCAAAUAUACAUUAACGUAGUACAAGCUGUUUGGGGUCCUGGUAUCUUGGAUGAACCUCCUUACAGUGCCCUAGGUGAUGAUCCUAGCGCAGGAAUUCUCUUUCCUGCUUCCCGUAACAUCUAUACUUAUUUGUCAUCAAAAACAUCGAAGAACCCCACAAAUUCAGAUAGUUCAAAUGUUGCAACAGUUCCCAAAGGUUGCCAAGCACCACCACAAAUACCUAAUGUUUAUUUGACCGGGUGUGUAGCUCAGUUAUUACGUUUCCUGUCGGAGGACGUAGUGCCAAAUGUACGGAUUUGUGCAACACAAGCCCUCCACGUAAUCUCCGGUUCUCUGGAUAAAAAAACUAUUCAAAAUGAUGUGAUACCGGUUUUAAAAAAAGUUAUAGAUUAUGAUUUUGAUCAGGAUGUUCGUUUUUUUGCACAACAAAGUUUAAACUAUUUUACAGCUACCUAA
Messenger RNA from Schistosoma rodhaini, 2250 nucleotides. The record is from the annotation of a GenBank genome assembly. NCBI's taxonomy places the organism in Eukaryota, Metazoa, Platyhelminthes, Trematoda, Strigeidida, Schistosomatidae.